AUGGGGGUGGCUGUGGUACAGGGAAUCUCCGAAGGGUGGUAUGAUGCCUUGCCCAAGAAAGGGAAGCAGGAGAUGUGUCAUGCUGCAGUGUCUACUGAGAGUGAAUUCUUUUUUGUGAAAGUUUUCAGUAAGAAGCUCAAGGAUAAAUUCACUCCAAGCAAAAUAAUCAUGAUAUCAAAAUAUUAUUGGCACAGUUGUUUCCUGGAAGUGAUGCUGAUUUCCCUGGUGUGUGACACUGAAUUUGACCAGAUCCAUGUCUCAAAGCAUAUUAUCAGAAAAGAUGGUGAUACCCUAAGGUCAAUAAACUUCAAUUUCAGCCCCAGAGAACAACUUGUGAAUGGGCUGUUUGUACCUCCCAGCAUCAGAGUCUUUUCCAAUGAGUCAACUCUAUGUGACCUAAAUGAGAGCACAGGAAGAAUAGAAGUAUUGAUGCUUGGAAACGAGAAGAAAAUCCAGUGCAAGGAAUGGAAUAAACUUCAAUUUAUAUUCUUAGAGCUAUCAAAGACUGGAGAAAAACUAUACCUGAAAUCUAGAAUUCAUAGUUUCAUUAACAGAGAAGCUAAAUGGACAGGUGCUAUUGAACAGAACGUGGAAGACCCUAAUAUUUAG
Molecule: messenger RNA, 609 nt
Organism: Bubalus bubalis (water buffalo)
Lineage: Eukaryota; Metazoa; Chordata; Mammalia; Artiodactyla; Bovidae
Product: interferon-inducible protein AIM2-like
Biological process (GO): cellular response to interferon-beta; activation of innate immune response
Cellular component (GO): AIM2 inflammasome complex
Molecular function (GO): double-stranded DNA binding
Source: RefSeq, a predicted model, not a curated record